This is a messenger RNA of Trichoderma citrinoviride, 1404 nucleotides long. Its product is annotated as Metallo-dependent phosphatase. The transcript has 6 exons. The record is from RefSeq and is a predicted model, not a curated record. Gene Ontology annotation, cellular component: nucleus; cytoplasm. Gene Ontology annotation, biological process: double-strand break repair via homologous recombination; peptidyl-serine dephosphorylation. Gene Ontology annotation, molecular function: protein serine/threonine phosphatase activity. NCBI's taxonomy places the organism in Eukaryota, Fungi, Ascomycota, Sordariomycetes, Hypocreales, Hypocreaceae. Bases 356 to 1327 code for a protein of 323 amino acids.
CAGCUUGCGUCUGUCGCCGCGCGUGACUCUGCCAGCUCCCACCCGGCGGCGAUUCCUGGGCUCCCGCAGUCUCGCCUCUCUCGCGACAUGUUAUAGCCAUCUUUUACGCCUACCCGACAACUGCAUCAGCUCGGCCGGCGCUCCUCCGUUCGGCGUCUCCCUCUGAGACCCUUCCAUCAUGAGCGAUCUCGACAAAGCGAUUGCGCAACUGCGCUCAUGCCGUCCCAUCCCAGAAGACCAGGUGCGGGAGCUCUGCCACCGCGCCAGAGAGCUCCUCAUCGAGGAGGGCAACGUCGUCACCGUGACGGCGCCGGUAACAAUAUGCGGCGAUAUCCAUGGCCAGUUCCACGACCUGAUGGAGCUGUUUCGCGUCGGCGGCGAUGUUCCCGACACAAACUACCUCUUCAUGGGUGACUUUGUCGACCGUGGCUUCUACUCCCUCGAAUCCUUCCUCCUCCUCCUCUGCCUCAAAGUUCGAUACCCAGACCGCAUGACGCUCAUCCGCGGCAACCACGAGUCCCGCCAGAUCACGACGGUGUACGGCUUCUACGACGAGUGCCUGCGCAAGUACGGCAGCGCAAACGUGUGGCGCUACUGCUGCGACGUAUUCGACUACCUCGCCCUCGGCGCCAUCGUCCUCGGCGCCUCCAGCACGCUGUCUCCCGGCUCGCCAGACGACGACGACACCGAGAUUGAAGUAGGCGGGCUCCAUCAUCAGCCGACGGGCCCGCCGGGCUCGGGAGCGUCCGGCUCGAGCAGCGGAAGCGUGGGAAACCCCACGGGGGCCAUCCUCUGCGUGCACGGCGGACUCAGCCCGCUGGUGGACACUGUAGAUAAGAUCCGGCUCAUCGACCGGAAGCAAGAGGUGCCUCACGAGGGCGCCAUGUGCGACCUGCUGUGGUCGGAUCCGGACGAGAUUGACGGCUGGGGCCUCUCGCCGCGCGGAGCUGGGUUCCUGUUUGGGGCUGACAUCGUCAAGGUCUUCAACCAUCGGAACGACCUCAGCCUCAUUGCCCGCGCGCACCAGCUUGUCAUGGAAGGUUUUAAGGAAAUGUUUGAUGCUUCCAUCGUCACCGUCUGGUCCGCGCCCAACUACUGCUACCGCUGCGGCAACGUCGCCGCCGUGCUCGAGCUCACCGAGGACGAGUCGGGCACGGGCAUCUUCCAGAGGACAAACGGCGACGUCGGCCGCAGCUCGGGGGGCGUCGUCGAGUCGAGGGGCGGGCCAAAGACGGGACCAGCGCGGCGGUACCGCGUGUUCCAGGCUGCACCGCAGGACUCGCGGGGGAUGCCUGCCAAGAAGCCGGUUGCAGACUACUUUCUGUGAGGGAAACAUAUCUGUCAACGAGUUAUUGUCUUGGCGUUUGGGGGAUUCUGAAGUAAUACAAUACAUGGCACAAUAGA